UUCUUUAAUCUCGUGUUGUUCAUCAUACCCACUAUCUGCAACUUUGGCUUACACUUGUUCCACUUUUGUCGCUGAAAUGUCUUGAUUUGUUGUUUCUUGCACUCACCAUGUGUUCCCAAAUAGCAAGUUGACCCUCUUUCUCUCUCACACACAAAGACACACACCAAAAUCUAUUUUUUUUUUUUUUUUUUGUUGGUGGGAGAUGGGUUGAUUAUACAUUUGCAUGUGUUGGCUAUUUCGAUGAUCUAUUUGGUCCUUAGAUAGACCAGCUUAAUAUCUGUGGAUUGUCUGGUUUUCUGUCAAAUUGAAGCCUCUAGAAGUUAAUUCAAUUUGUUCGAUAAAGGAGGAAUCACAUCAUCUUCUUGCUAUUCUCGUUAGAGCAUUUGUUACAUUUCCAUGCUUGAUAAUGGCUUCAAGGUCAUUCUCUAACCUCUUGGAUCUUACUUCCGGUAAUUCGACAACUUAUGGCCGAGGGGCAAAGAGGUUCCCUCGAGUGGCAACUGUUGCUGGUGUAUUGUCUGAACUAGAUGAUGAAAAUAGCAACAGUGUUGGUUCUGAUACGCCCUCAUCCAUAGCUCAAGAACGGAUGAUCAUUGUGGGAAACCAACUCCCACUACGGGCACAUCGAAGAUCUGAUGGUGAUGGGGGAUGGAACUUUAGUUGGGAUGAGGAUUCCCUUCUUUUACAACUCAAAAAUGGCCUUGGAGAAGAUGUUGAAGUUAUAUAUGUCGGUAGCCUUAGAGAAGAGAUUGACCCAAAUGAACAGGAUGAUGUAGCCCAAACCUUGCUUGAAACUUUCAAAUGUGUCCCAGCUUUCAUCCCUCCUGAUCUCUUUAGUAAAUUCUAUCAUGGAUUUUGUAAGCAGCAACUGUGGCCUUUAUUUCACUACAUGCUUCCUCUAUCACCAGAUCUUGGAGGCCGAUUUGAUCGCUCCCUUUGGCAGGCUUAUGUCUCCGUAAACAAGAUAUUUGCAGAUAAAGUAAUGGAAGUGAUCAGUCCCGAGGACGAUUUUGUGUGGGUUCAUGACUACCAUUUGAUGGUUUUGCCAUCAUUUCUGAGAAAGAGGUUCAAUAGGGCGAAGCUCGGAUUUUUCCUCCAUAGUCCAUUUCCAUCAUCAGAGAUAUACCGUACACUACCAGUAAGAGAUGACCUUCUCCGAGCACUUCUGAACUCUGACCUCAUCGGUUUCCACACUUUUGAUUAUGCAAGGCACUUCCUUUCUUGCUGUAGUAGAAUGCUUGGCCUUUCUUAUCAAUCUAAGCGAGGUUACAUUGGACUCGAGUACUAUGGUCGCACUGUCAGCAUUAAGAUCCUCCCUGUUGGGAUUCAUAUGGGCCAGCUUCAAUCUGUGCUAAAUCUCCCUGAUACUGAAUCUAGGGUUGCAGAAUUACGAGAUCAGUUUAGGAAUCAGACUGUUUUGCUUGGAGUCGAUGAUAUGGACAUCUUUAAAGGAAUAAGCUUGAAACUUUUGGCCUUUGAACAACUGCUCAUACAGCAUCCUGAUAAGAGGGGGAAGGUUGUUUUGGUUCAAGUUGCAAACCCUGCGAGAGGCCGAGGGAAAGAUGUACAGGAGGUCCAGUCCGAAACUUAUGCCACAGUAAAAAGAAUUAAUCAGAAAUUUGGGUUGCGAGGAUAUGAUCCAGUGCUUUUGAUUGAUACUCCGCUGCAGUUUUAUGAAAGAAUUGCUUAUUAUGUAAUUGCAGAGUGUUGUCUUGUCACAGCAGUGAGGGACGGGAUGAAUCUUAUACCCUACGAAUAUAUUAUAUGCCGACAAGGAAAUGACAAGCUAGACGAUGCCCUGAGACUGAACCCAUCAACACCCAAGAAGAGCAUGCUAGUGGUUUCGGAAUUUAUCGGGUGCUCUCCAUCCCUCAGUGGUGCAAUUCGGGUUAACCCAUGGAACGUUGAUGCUGUGGCUGAAGCUAUGGAUUCUGCCUUAAUUGUCCCUGAGGCGGAGAAACAGUUGCGGCAUGAGAAGCACUAUAGGUAUGUGAGCACCCAUGAUGUUGCAUACUGGGCACGUAGCUUUCUGCAGGACCUUGAAAGGGCAUGCAGGGAUCAUGUGAGGAGGAGGUGCUGGGGCAUUGGUUUUGGUUUAGGGUUCCGAGUAAUCGCUCUAGAUCCAAAUUUCAGGAAGCUUUCGGUUGAUCAUAUUGUCUCGUCUUACAAGAGAACCAAGAACCGAGCAAUUCUUUUGGAUUAUGAUGGUACUAUGAUGCUGCAGAGCUCAACUUCAAUCAAUACGGCUCCCAAUACAGAGUCCGUGGGAAUCUUAAACAACUUGUGCAGAGACCCCAAGAAUGUGGUCUUCCUUGUUAGUGGGAAGGACAGAGAAACUUUAACCGAAUGGUUUUCUUCUUGUGAAAAGCUUGGUAUUGCGGCAGAGCAUGGUUAUUUUGUGAGGCCAAACCAUGAUUCGGACUGGGAAACUUGUGUUGCUGUGCCAGAUUUUUACUGGAAACAGAUUGCUGAACCAGUAAUGAAAUUAUACACUGAAACAACAGAUGGUUCUACCAUAGAAGCCAAGGAGAGUGCACUUGUUUGGAAUUACCAGUAUGCAGAUCCAGAUUUUGGCUCAUGUCAGGCUAAAGAGCUUUUGGACCACCUCGAAAGUGUUCUUGCCAAUGAACCAGUUUCUGUCAAGAGCGGUCAGCACAGCGUAGAGGUUAAACCUCAGGGUGUCAACAAAGGUCUUGUAGCAGAACGCCUCCUAGUAACGAUGCAGCAGAAGGGAGUGCUUCCUGAUUUUGUGCUUUGUAUUGGGGAUGAUCGGUCAGAUGAGGACAUGUUCGAGGUGAUAAUGAGUGCAAAGGAUGGUCCCUCUCUCUCUCCAGUUGCUGAAGUGUUUGCUUGCACUGUUGGCCAGAAACCCAGCAAGGCCAAGUACUACUUGGACGACACAUCCGAGAUAUUGAGAAUGCUGCAGGGCCUUUGCACUGCUUCUGAACAUUCUGCUAGAAAUGCUUCCCAUGCUUCUCAAAAGGUUGUCAUAGACAGCGAAUAAUGAAAAAAAAAAAAAAAAAUCAGUUUAGAAGCAGUAUAUAUUGGAUUGUCUGUGCAGCAAAGUCUUUUCGACCCAUUUUCCGUUUUCUGGUGGCGGCUAAGCUUGAUAAUUUGAUAAUUUUGUUUUUCGUUUGUCAUCAGAAAUUCAUUAGCUUUUCUGGUUGUUGCAGAUUGUAUGUAGUUCCCCUAUACUGAGUAGAUAAAUUGUUACUCUGGUUUUGUUGUUCA
This is a messenger RNA of Cornus florida, 3231 nucleotides long. Its product is annotated as alpha,alpha-trehalose-phosphate synthase [UDP-forming] 5-like. The transcript is spliced from 4 exons. Bases 407 to 3004 code for a protein of 865 amino acids. Gene Ontology annotation, molecular function: catalytic activity. Gene Ontology annotation, cellular component: cytosol. The record is from RefSeq and is a predicted model, not a curated record. Gene Ontology annotation, biological process: trehalose biosynthetic process. Lineage: Eukaryota; Viridiplantae; Streptophyta; Magnoliopsida; Cornales; Cornaceae.